Molecule: messenger RNA, 2136 nt
Organism: Mesitornis unicolor (brown roatelo)
Lineage: Eukaryota; Metazoa; Chordata; Aves; Mesitornithiformes; Mesitornithidae
Gene: PGGHG
Product: ATH1, acid trehalase-like 1 (yeast)
Exons: 13
Coding region: 1-2136 (711 amino acids)
Biological process (GO): carbohydrate metabolic process
Molecular function (GO): catalytic activity
Source: RefSeq, a predicted model, not a curated record
AUGGCUGAUGGCAAAGCAGACCCUGCUGUGUUCACCUCCACGUCUCUGCCCUCGGACCCACGGCUGCUGCCUACAGUCACCAACGCUUACCUGGGCACCCGCGUGUACCGGGACAUCCUUCACGUCAACGGCGUGUACAACGGGGCGGUGGGAGACACGCACCGCGCCGACAUCCCCAGCCCCGUCAACGUGAGGAUGACGGCGCCUGGCGCAGAUAACGUGGCUGAGACCUUCACCGUGAACACCCGGACAGGAACCUUCAGCCACGUGCUUCAGGCAGCUGAUUACACAGCCACCCAUCAGAUCUACGCUCACCAUUCCCUUGUCCACUUGAUGGCUUUCAGCAUCACCAUCCGACGAUCAGCUCACACCUCCCAACCCAUCACGGUCCAGCUCCAGGCUCCUUUUGUGCCAAAGAGCCAGGAUUUGGACCUGAACCAAGGACCAGACUUCCAGGGAGCACACUACCUCUAUGGGAAGACGCGGGUUCCCGAGGUGGAGAGGGGACCCCGUCCCACAGUCCACAUGCUCUGGACUCCCGUGCCACCAGCCUUGACCUUACGUGGGGAGGAGCAAGAGCGAUGCUGGGAGUUCCUGACCGCUGUGGCUGAGAGAGAAGAGGAGGCAAAGAGGAGCUACAGCGAAGGGCUGGCCCUCAUGGCUGCUGGUUCCCUGCACUCCUCCCACACCCAUGCAUGGGCCAUGCUGUGGCAAGGGUGCUGCAUAGACCUGGAGGGACCUCUGCCUUUGAGGCAGGCCCUUCGUGGGUGUCUCUACUACCUGCUGAGCUCCAUCCCACCCCGGGAGAGCCCUGGCUUUCUCUUUCACGGCAUCAGCCCUGGUGGCUUGUCCAACGGCACUCAAGGCGAGGACUACUGGGGACAUGUCUUCUGGGACCAGGACACCUGGAUGUUCCCAAACAUCCUGCUGUUUUACCCUGAAGCUGCCCGAGCCAUCCUGGAGUACCGGAUUCGCACGCUGGAAGGAGCCUUACGCAACGCGCAGGAGCAAGGCUACAAGGGUGCUAAGUUCCCAUGGGAGAGUGCAGCCACCGGCCGGGAAGUCUGCCCUGAGGAGAUCUAUGGAGCCCAAGAAAUUCACAUCACUGGGGAUGUUUUGAUGGCCUUUGAGCAGUAUUAUUGCACCACGCAGGACCAGAAGCUGUUCAGGGAGGAUGGAGGUUGGAAGCUGGUAGAUGCCGUGGCUCAGUACUGGUGCAGCAGGAUGGUGUGGAGCGAGGAGGAGCAAUGCUACCAUAUCAAAGGUGUCAUGCCUCCCGAUGAGUACCAUCUCCAGGUCGAUAACUCUGCUUACACCAACGCUGUGGCCCAGCGGAGCUUAAAUUUUGCAGCCAAUGUUGCUCGGGACUUCUUGAUCCCCGUGCCAGAGGAGUGGGUGGACUGUGCCAAGAAAGUCAAAGUGCCCUUUGAUGUGGAGAAGAAAUACCAUCCUGAAUAUGACGGGUACAGCCCAGGUGAGCGUGUCAAACAAGCUGAUGUUAUCUUGCUUGGAUUCCCACUGAUGCACCCCAUGAGCCCUGAAGUCCGGAGAAAUGACCUGGAAAUGUAUGAGCCCGUCACUGAGCUGGAUGGUCCAGCCAUGACCUGGAGCAUGUUUGCAGUGGGCUGGCUGGAGCUGAACGAGGUGCAGAGAGCCCAGAGCCAACUGAACAAGUGUUUCAGCAACAUCACGGAGCCCUUCAAGAUCUGGGUGGAGAAUUCAGAUGGGUCAGGAGCUGUGAACUUCUUGACGGGGAUGGGUGGAUUCUUGCAAGCUGUCCUCUUUGGCUACACAGGGUUCAGGAUCACAAGGUCCAGUCUCCGCUUCAACCCUGCUUUUCCUGAUGACAUCAACAAGUUGAAAGUCACCGGCGUCUCCUACUUGGGCAACAAACUGAAGUUCACCAUCACCAAAAAAGAGAUCAGGAUCAAAGUGACCGAGUCUUCACGGGACCCUCCGGCAUCUCCUCUGGAAGCUGUGUUGGAGGAGUCAGGGCAGCAGUUUCCCCUGCAUGAAGGAGGGGUGGGCUCGGAGCUCUUACCAUGGCUGGGAUGGCAGCAGCUCCCUGCGCUGUCUCUGCCGGGGGCCAUCGAGUCCCUUGACUCCCCUUCAUUUGCCUUUCACAUCUCUCACUGA